AUGGCCGCCGGACCGGUUGAAUUCCUGCCGAAUACUUUGGCAUUCCUAACGGCUGUCUGGAGAGGGAGAGAAAAAACUCUCACCCCAGGAGGUAUGGAGAAGAAGAAGAAGUAUAUAAGGACCCCGGUGGUGGGUGUCAUUCACCGUCUUUAUCUGGAACCAGCAGCCGUUAAACUUCUUCACUGACAACCGGAGAAAAGCAAAGAAGCCGCAGACAUGUGUGACGAUGAAGAGACCACCGCCCUCGUCUGUGACAACGGCUCCGGCCUGGUGAAGGCUGGCUUCGCAGGAGACGACGCUCCCAGAGCCGUCUUCCCCUCCAUCGUGGGCCGCCCCCGCCACCAGGGUGUGAUGGUGGGUAUGGGUCAGAAGGACUCCUACGUGGGAGACGAGGCCCAGAGCAAGAGGGGUAUCCUGACCCUGAAGUACCCCAUCGAGCACGGCAUCAUCACCAACUGGGACGACAUGGAGAAGAUCUGGCACCACACCUUCUACAACGAGCUGCGCGUGGCCCCCGAGGAGCACCCCACGCUGCUCACUGAAGCCCCCCUCAACCCCAAAGCCAACAGGGAGAAGAUGACCCAGAUCAUGUUCGAGACCUUCAACGUUCCCGCCAUGUACGUCGCCAUCCAGGCCGUGCUGUCCCUGUACGCCUCCGGACGUACCACCGGUAUCGUGCUGGACUCUGGAGACGGUGUGACCCACAACGUCCCGAUCUAUGAAGGCUACGCUCUGCCUCACGCCAUCAUGCGUCUGGACCUGGCCGGUCGCGAUCUGACCGACUACCUCAUGAAGAUCCUGACAGAGCGCGGAUACUCCUUCGUCACAACCGCUGAGCGUGAGAUCGUGCGUGACAUCAAGGAGAAGCUCUGCUACGUGGCUCUGGACUUUGAGAACGAGAUGGCCACCGCCGCCUCCUCCUCCUCUCUGGAGAAGAGCUACGAGCUUCCCGACGGUCAGGUCAUCACCAUCGGCAACGAGCGUUUCCGCUGCCCAGAGACUCUCUUCCAACCCUCCUUCAUCGGUAUGGAGUCUGCAGGUAUCCAUGAAACCGCCUACAACAGCAUCAUGAAGUGUGACAUCGACAUCCGUAAGGACCUGUACGCCAACAACGUGCUGUCCGGCGGCACCACCAUGUACCCGGGUAUCGCUGACCGCAUGCAGAAAGAGAUCACAGCUCUGGCUCCCAGCACCAUGAAGAUCAAGAUCAUCGCCCCUCCUGAGCGCAAAUACUCCGUCUGGAUCGGUGGCUCCAUCCUCGCCUCCCUCUCCACCUUCCAGCAGAUGUGGAUCAGCAAGCAGGAGUACGAUGAGGCCGGUCCCUCCAUCGUCCACAGGAAGUGCUUCUAAACCCGCCUCCACGACCCCUUCAGGAUCCAGAGCAAAGAGACGCCGGAAUAACAUCCUCUCUGUAACCAGAUCCGUGGCGUCUGACCUGUACAUAUGUUAUUUAUUCCUUCUGUUUUGUAUGUGAAGUUUUUUUUAAUGUAAAUGAUGUCCAGUGACACAAAAACAAAACAAAGAAAAGACCAAAAAAGAAACCAGACAAAACAAAUAAAGUCCAUUUAUUUUCA
This is a messenger RNA of Gymnodraco acuticeps, 1574 nucleotides long. It is a transcript of the gene acta1a, whose product is annotated as actin alpha 1, skeletal muscle a. The record is from RefSeq and is a predicted model, not a curated record. The transcript has 7 exons. Bases 217 to 1350 code for a protein of 377 amino acids. NCBI's taxonomy places the organism in Eukaryota, Metazoa, Chordata, Actinopteri, Perciformes, Bathydraconidae.